AUGAAGGUCUUCGCGGUUGUCGCCCUCCUAGCGGUGUCCGCUUUAGCAGAUACUCUACCAUCAGUUACGAUAUGCCCUCCAGAAACUCAAACUAUUUUUGUUCUCCAACACAAUUCCACUGUUGGAGCUCGCAUCAGAACAAUCCCAACAUCGAAUCUUGCUGAAUGCUCCGACCACUGCGCUGCUUCUCUGGAUUGCCAGGGUGUUGAAUUCAAGGAUGGAUCAUGCGCCGUCUUCCGUGCUGGAUCUGAAAAGGCAACCAAGGGCAGUCAACUCCUUACCAAGAGCUGUGUCAAGAGUGACCGCGUCUGUCAAUCUCCAUUCCAGUUCGAUCUUUUCGAGCAGAAGAUCCUCGUUGGAUUUGCCCGCGAGGUCGUUCCAGCUGAGAACAUUCAAGUUUGUAUGGCAGCUUGUCUUAAUGCUUUUGAUACCUUUGGAUUUGAAUGUGAAUCUGCCAUGUUCUAUCCAGUUGAUCAAGAGUGCAUCUUGAACACUGAAGAUCGUCUUGACCGCCCAUCUCUCUUCGUUGACGAGGCUGAUGAUACCGUUAUCUACAUGGAUAACAACUGCGCUGGAUCCCAAUGCUAUCCACCAUACAUUACCCAAUACAUCGCUGUCGAAGGAAAGCAAUUGAAAAAUGAGCUCGACCGUAUCAUCAACGUCGAUCUUGAUUCCUGCCAAGCUCUCUGCACUCAACGACUCUCCAUCUCAUCCAAUGAUUUCAACUGCAAAUCGUUCAUGUACAACAACAAGACCCGCACGUGUAUUCUUGCCGAUGAGAGAUCGAAGCCACUUGGACGUGCCGAUCUUGUUGCAACCGAAGGAUUCACUUACUUCGAGAAGAAGUGCUUCGCUUCUCCAAACACUUGCCGCAACGUACCAAGCUUCAAGCGUGUUCCGCAAAUGAUUCUCGUCGGAUUCGCUGCUUUCGUAAUGGAGAAUGUUCCUUCCGUGACCAUGUGCCUUGACCAAUGCACCAACCCACCACCAGAGACUGGAGAAGGAUUCGUCUGCAAAUCGGUCAUGUAUUACUACAACGAACAAGAAUGCAUCUUGAACUCUGAGACCAGAGAAAGCAAGCCAGAACUCUUCAUCCCAGAAGGAGAAGAGUUCCUUGUUGACUAUUUCGAUAUCACCUGCCACCUCAAACAAGAAAAGUGCCCAGCUGGACAACAUCUCAAGGCCAUCCGCACUAUCAAUGCUGCUCUUCCAGAAGGAGAAUCUGAGCUUCAUGUUCUCAAAUCCUCAGCUGCCAAGGGAAUCAAGGAAUGCGUUGCCAAGUGCUUCGGACUCGCUCCAGAGAAGUGCCGCUCGUUCAACUACGAUAAGAAGACCAAGUCUUGCGAUCUUCUCUAUCUCGACGGACACAACACUCUUCAACCACAAGUCCGUCAAGGAGUUGAUCUCUAUGAUCUUCACUGUCUUGCUGCUCUGCCUCUAGUGGAAAACGACUGCUCUGCUAACAAGGAUGAUGCUCUCUUCUCCCGCUAUCUUCACACCAAGCAACGCGGAAUCCCGGCCAAGAGCUACAAGGUCGUCUCUCUCAACUCUUGCCUCGAAGUUUGCGCUGGAAACCCGACAUGCGCUGGAGCCAACUACAAUCGUCGUCUCGGAGAUUGCUCUUUGUUCGAUGCUAUCGAUGAAGAUGCUGAGGUCAAUGAGCACACUGACUUCUACAAGAAUCUCUGCGUGACCAAGGAAGUCGACACUGGAGCUUCUGCUGCUGCCAACGUCCCAGAAACCAAACACCGUGUUUCCGGAACUGUCGUUGAAGGAAAGGACUCUAAGGCUCAACUUCUCGCUACCAAGAAGGUCAAGAAGCCAACCAUCAAGAAUACUGAACACCGCCGUGCUCCAGAAUCCACUGUUCCACUUGGUCCACCAGUUGAGGUUAAGGCCGAGGCUAUCCAAACUAUCUGCAACUACGAGGGAAUCAAGGUCCAAAUUAACAAUGGAGAGCCAUUCAGCGGAGUCAUUUUCGUCAAGAACAAGUUUGAUACCUGCCGUGUUGAGGUUGCCAACUCCAACGCUGCCACUCUUGUCCUCGGACUUCCAAAAGACUUUGGAAUGCGUCCAAUUUCUCUUGAUAACCUUGAUGAUAACGAGACUGGAAAGAACAAGACCAAGAAGGGAGAAGAAACUCCACUAAAGGAGGAAAUCGAGGAGUUCCGUCAAAAGAGACAAGCUGCUGAAUUCCGUGACUGUGGACUUGUUGAUCUUCUCAAUGGAACCUACAAAUCGACUGUUGUCAUCCAAACUAACAACCUUGGAAUCCCAGGACUUGUCACCUCUAUGGAUCAACUCUAUGAGGUUUCCUGCGACUAUUCCAGCAUGCUCGGAGGACGUGUUCAAGCCGGAUACAACAUGACUGUCACUGGACCAGAAGCCAAUCUCAUUCAACCACGUGGAAAGAUCGAGCUCGGAAAUCCAGUUCUCAUGCAAUUGUUGAAUGGCGAUGGAACCGAACAACCGCUUGUGCAAGCUAAACUCGGAGACAUUCUUGAGCUUCGUUGGGAGAUCAUGGCUAUGGAUGACGAGCUUGACUUCUUCGUCAAGAACUGCCACGCCGAACCAGGACUUGCCGGAGGAAAGGCAGGAGCCGGAGAGAAACUCCAACUCAUUGACGGAGGAUGCCCAACCCCAGCUGUUGCUCAGAAGCUCAUCCCAGGAGCUAUCGAGGUCAAGUCGUCUGCUGUCAAGACUACCAAGAUGCAAGCAUUCCGUUUCGAUUCAACCGCUUCUAUCAGAGUAACCUGCGAGGUUGAGAUCUGCAAAGGAGACUGCGAAGCUGUCGAGUGCGCUCUGACUGGAGGAGUUAAGAAAUCAUUUGGAAGAAAGAAGAGAGAAGUCAACAACAAUAUUGAAGAAUUCGAGACCAACAGAUACUUGAUCCCAAGAAGAUCGCAUGCCACAACAUCCAUUGUCAUCAUUGACCCACUUCAGCAGGUCAAUGAGCCAGUUGCCAUGUCCCGUGCCUCAACUCUUGACCUUCUUCGCGAAGAAGCUCAUGAGGUGCAAGUCAUCGAAGAGGGAUCAAUCUGCUUGAACCGAAUCACAGUUUUCGCUAUUUUCGGAACAUUGGCUGUUCUCAUCUUGGGACAAGUCAUCGUCGUCGCUCACUACGCAGUUCGCCGGUUUUCUACAGAAAAGACUGCAUAA
This is a messenger RNA of Caenorhabditis briggsae, 3159 nucleotides long. It is a transcript of the gene Cbr-noah-1, whose product is annotated as Protein CBR-NOAH-1. The transcript is spliced from 8 exons. NCBI's taxonomy places the organism in Eukaryota, Metazoa, Nematoda, Chromadorea, Rhabditida, Rhabditidae. The coding region runs from base 1 to 3159 and encodes 1052 amino acids. The record is from RefSeq and is a predicted model, not a curated record.